Molecule: messenger RNA, 1435 nt
Organism: Lagopus leucura (white-tailed ptarmigan)
Lineage: Eukaryota; Metazoa; Chordata; Aves; Galliformes; Phasianidae
Product: atypical chemokine receptor 1-like
Exons: 2
Coding region: 288-1223 (311 amino acids)
Biological process (GO): inflammatory response; chemokine-mediated signaling pathway
Cellular component (GO): membrane
Molecular function (GO): chemokine binding
Source: RefSeq, a predicted model, not a curated record
AAAUUCCAAAGGAACUGCAGUCGUUGUGCCAAGGAAUGAUCGCUUCCUGCACCAGAAAUUACCAGCGCCGCUGCUCGGCGCCUUUACUGGCAGCAGCCGCCCGUUUCCUUCAGCCCUGGCGGAGGGAAUUGCUGAGCUGGGGAGGGAGAAAAGGAGGCAGGGAGCUGGGGCAGCCUUUAUCACGGCCCUGCAGCCCUUCGCCCCGCAAAGCAGAGCCAGAGCGGAGCUGAGCACUGCACACAGCGCUGCGCGUCCGUUGCUGAGCCCGGAGGCGUUGAGGAAACACCAUGGGCAACUGCGUCCCGGGGAGCCCUGACAUCGUAGCAAACGGAACCUCCUUGAACCUCCUGGACCUCUUCAACUCCUCCUCCAACGAAGAUUACGCGGACAACCUCACAGACAGCAACGACGAGGACUUUGCGGCCGCACAGCCGUGCCACAACCACUACUGCCCCUUCUUCCACCGCGCCGCACCGCCGUACCUGAUGGCCACCAGCGCCACCUCCUUCGUGGCCACGGCUGCUCUGCUGCUGGCUCUGUCCCUGCGUCCCCACUCCUGGCCCCGCGGCCGCGCGUUUGCAGCCCAGCUGGCCGCGUGCUGCGCGCUGUUCGCCGUCACGUCGCUGCCGACGGCUGCGGGCGUCGCUUGGGGGUGGCAGGCGGGCGAGGGGCCGUGCAGGGCUGUGCUGCUGCUGCGGCAGGGCAGCGUGUUGGCACAGGGGCUGCUGCUGGGCGCCGGGUGCUGCGGUUUGCGGGGCCGCGGUUGGUGCAGGGCGGCGGUGCUGUGGGUGACGGCGAUGGCGAUGGCGGUGCCGGCGGCGCUGAGCGGUGGCGUGGCGGGGACGGGGCCGAGCACGCAGUGCUUGCAUCGCAGCGCGGACGUGGAUUCUGCUGCGCAUCUGCUGCACCUCGCCGUGUGUUGCUGCGUCCUCCUGCUGCUGCCCGCAGCGCUGCUGACGGCUGCGGCGCUGCGGGGGGUGCGGGGUGAGAUGGGGAGCGGGGUGGGGUGGCUGUUCUGGGUGCUGUGGGCUCCCCACGGGGUGGCGAUGGUGGUGGAGCUCCUGUUGGAGGUGGGGGUGAUGCCGACCGACUGCGGCGUCUUUGAGAGCUUUGAUUUUGCAUUGGGGCUGAGCGCGGCGCUGGGGGGGCUUCACUGCUGCCUCGUGCCCCUCGUGCUGCUCCUCAGUGCCUUCUAUGGUCACAAAGGGGGGGGAGAGUGCUGAGCGCCCCAAAAGGGCACCCACAGCCCCGUCCCACAGCCCCACGGGUGGCCCCGAUGGCCCUGGGUCACAUCGCUCCCCCUGCACCCAUUGCUUCCCCUGCACCCAUGGGUGCCGUUGGCCUUUAAGCUCCCUGUGGGUGGCACAGUUCCCCCCGAACCCCACAAAUGCUAUUGCUCAGCACCCAUGGGUGCCCUUCAAACACCCCAGGAGUG